CUCUGGUAUCCGGAGCCGCAUGAGUCUGGAGAGCCACAGAUUGGAGACGUCGGCUUCAUACACAGAGGUGCAUUCAUCAGACUGUUCAAUCUAGACACCUCUUCGCCUGAAAAGAAAGUCGUAUUUUGGCCGACGCCGUUUGAGGACAUAGAACCCUUACCUCCACAUGUGCUCCAAAUCGAUCGCAGACAUCGUCCACUCGUCCCUGACCAUUACUGCAGCCAUGGAGUUGAAAGCAAGGAGGUACAUGGCUCGGCAGACAUAACAACUGGUGUCAAUAUAUCUGCUAGCUUUAGCGCUCAGUAUGCUUGCAGGGCAGCACAAGGUGCGGUUCUCGUGCUCAAGAGCGAGGCGCACGCCGAGGCGAUAUUCGAGAACCGGGCACUGAAGAAAUAUAUCAUCCGGAAUCACCACAAAUGGUGCGCUUAUGUCAAGAACGUCCUCUUCCAGGAUAUCGAGCCGGAGGACAUUGUUGUGGUCAGCGGCUGGGUCAAGACCGAGGACGACUGGGCGGCGGUUGCGUUUAGCAACGUAAGCGCGAGCAUCAGUGCCUCAACCGGAGGCCACGCGAGUGGCAUUGCAAGGGUUGAAGUUGGCGGAUCGCACGCGAGCUCCACGAUAGGUCCUAAAAUGCAGCGACAAGGUCGUAAAUACUUGGCGAGCACACCCAAUGCUCCUCAAACGGAACUGAAGAGAGACCAAUGCGUCCUCUUGAAGCGGUACAUGCUGCGAAGGCGGUUGCGCGUCUUGCGGAAGGUGGUCGCGGGCGCGGGAUAUCAUCGACUUCCAGAUUCAGGAGAUGCGAGACGUUCUUCAGGAGAGGAAGGAGUCCUGGCACGAGAAGUAGAGGAUUCUGAUGAAGAGAGCACGUCAGAGCUCUACGGUGAGGGUGAGGUUUCGGAUCCACUGGACAUCCUUUUGGAUUACAUACUGGAGGUAUGUCUCCACGACAGAUCCCUUCAUCGUACUAAGCGGGAAGUUUUUGGGUCGCUUUGCAUAGAAGAUGUAAUAUCCCAUGAGCGAGAUCGCGCUUUGGCGCAUCGCAUCAUCUCUUCUUCGGACCUAGCGGAGUGGGCAGAUAUAACCUUAGAUGGCGCUGGUCACUUAGAGGAUGGACACGUCUUCAUCAAUCCCACGGGGGAAGGGGAUCGACCCUUCAAAUUGAAGCGACUCGCCUUCUCCGACUCUCGGCGUCCAACUCGCGAUUGCCAAUGCUCCGCUGUGUCGACCGAUGACAAGCUUCUGGCAGCAUCAUUCGGGAGUAAUGAUGUUCUCGUCUGGCGACUAUCCGACGGUCUACUGGUUCAACGCCUACAUUAUCAGGGACAUACAGACGAGACCACAUCCCUCUCCUUUUCCCCCGACAAUAGUACCAUAGCCUCAGGGUCCGGAGACGGAGCCGUCAUUGUCUGGAACGUUCGACGCGGUCGUGUGCUUCUGCGUCCGGAAGGACAUGAAGGGGCGGUAAAGAGCAUCGUAUACGCUCCUCAUGGCGGACUCAUCGCCACCUGCAGUUUCAGCCCUGACUAUUCCGCGAGAAUAUCUGACUCCUCAACUGGAGCACGUCUGCAUACUUUCCACGUUGGCCAACGCAUACUUGAUAUCGCCUUCUCCCCAGACGGCUCGCGCUUCCACAUCACGCUAGAAAAUUCUCGUCGCAUCUACGACAUCCAAACCUAUACGCACAUCGCUACGCUAGCGCAUCCUGCAAUGAGCCCGAUCUACUCGUCGAUAUCUUGCCAGGGAGAUCGUGUAGCCACCGUAUCAGACGAUGGUCAAGUGAAAAUCUGGAACGCGGCGACUGGAAGAGAGCUUCUCGCGAUCACCCACCCAAAAGCGCUCUCACACUCCGUAUCAUUCUCUCCAGACGGCGUCGAAGUAGUAGCAGCUUCCCCAGACAGUACUGAGGCAGUGGCUGCCUUCCUGGACGAUGCCGCCAAGCCUGUAGAGGCUACCCAUGAUACACCCAGAACCGCUAUGGCUUAUGACUCGCGGACCGGCCAGUUACGUCGCGUCUACAGCUUAUCGGACGGUGCUUACAAAUCGUCGGGCAGUGUAUCUUGUGUGGCGUACUCUCCCAAUGGAGAUUAUGUCGUGUUGGGUACCACGUACGGACCAUUUCAAGUAUGCGACGCGAAGUCUGGGACUCCCCUCGCGAAGUUUGAGGAGAAGGGGAGGAGAGGUACCUCCAGGAGGCUCGAUUUUUAUCUGACGGUCACACUCUUUUGACACAAUUCUCGCGCGGGCCUAUACUUCUGUGUAACGUCAAGGAUGUAUCACGACUGCGAUAGAGUAGUAUUUAUAUUGGCUCGCCCAAUGUAUUGUAUCAGCAAAGACACACUAGGUGGUAGGUGCAGUUGCACAACCAGCCAAAAGCUAGGCGAACAAAAACCU
Phanerochaete carnosa HHB-10118-sp is the source of this 2394-nucleotide messenger RNA. RefSeq lists its product as uncharacterized. Lineage: Eukaryota; Fungi; Basidiomycota; Agaricomycetes; Polyporales; Phanerochaetaceae. Gene Ontology annotation, molecular function: protein binding; RNA polymerase II general transcription initiation factor activity. Bases 631 to 2229 code for a protein of 532 amino acids. The record is from RefSeq and is a predicted model, not a curated record. Gene Ontology annotation, cellular component: transcription factor TFIID complex. The transcript is spliced from 4 exons. Gene Ontology annotation, biological process: transcription initiation at RNA polymerase II promoter.